ACGUCUCUCGUGAAUUCCUUUCCUCCUAACUAAAACCCCCAACUCUCUCGCAAAGACCCGACCCACCAUAAUGAGCGCCGCUUUCCGGAGAAACGGCAUUCCCCGCCUGUUACAGAGGCACUCGACCACCCACAUCACCGACCCGAUCCGAGCUCCGAUCUUGCGCACCAAAACGACGCCGUCAAGAGCCUAUUUCCGGCUAUCCGAUGUCCUCAGGAGAGCGCGAGAGUACGAGAUCUCGCCGUCUCUGUUCUCUUCUUCGACUUCGUCGUUUUCGAAGGUCGGGUUCGUGGGGUGGUACUUGGGGAUGGUGAAGACCUGGCCGGUCUUGACAAAGAGUGUAACCUCGGGGCUUAUUUACACAGCCGCUGACCUCUCCUCUCAGACAAUUGCAUUGUCAUCUUCAGAAUCUUAUGAUUUUGUAAGGGCAUUACGCAUGGCUGGAUAUGGGAUGCUAAUUUUAGGACCAUCGCUGCAUUUUUGGUUCAACUUCGUGUCAAAGCUCUUUCCAAAGCGAGAUCUAUUCUCAACAUUGAAGAAAAUGGUCAUGGGGCAGACAAUAUAUGGACCUGCAAUGACUGUCGUUUUCUUCUCUACAAAUGCAUUUUUACAAGGUGAAAACACGACAGAGAUUGUUGCCCGAUUAAAGCGAGACUUGCUGCCUACAUUUAUCAACGGCAUCAUGUAUUGGCCCAUAUGCGAUUUUAUCACAUUCAGAUUCACCCCCGUCCAUUUACAACCAUUGGUGAGCAAUUCGUUUUCAUAUCUGUGGACUGUGUAUAUGACAUACAUGGCAAACCUAGAGAAAGCAAGCCCAAAUCCUAGCAGAUUGACUCAAUAGUGUCGAUUCAUUUUACUCAUCCGAAGAUACAGAUCUUACUUUUGACUGCACAGCCUUUAGGCAGAGGUUGCAAGUUUGGUUUAUCUAGGUGUCUUUCCAGGAAUUCAGACGGAUGUCCACAGCAGAACCGUGGUGAAGCAGAAUAUAAAUGAAAUUGCGGCAACCAUGUUUGGUUCACGUUUUUGUGGUACUUUUAAUUCAUUUAUAAAGGAAUGAUGUAGUUUAUAUUCUUUUACAGACUUUGAAGCAGAAUAUAAAGGAAUGAUCUCAUUUCGUUA
Messenger RNA from Alnus glutinosa, 1119 nucleotides. RefSeq lists its product as uncharacterized. Bases 71 to 841 code for a protein of 256 amino acids. Gene Ontology annotation, cellular component: membrane; cytoplasm. NCBI's taxonomy places the organism in Eukaryota, Viridiplantae, Streptophyta, Magnoliopsida, Fagales, Betulaceae. The transcript has 4 exons. The record is from RefSeq and is a predicted model, not a curated record.